CGAUCGUUUCGGUGACGCAUUAUUCGCGCGAAACUCGGUUUUAGGAAGCUAAAGUCAAAGUAAAGACGUUUGCGAUGAGUAAAAAAGAUAACGGAGCUUCACUUAUCCUGGCCUAUCUGAAUGAGAAGAACCGGCCCUACAGUGCUCAGGAUGUCUUUUGUAAUUUACAAAAGCAGCACGGAUUGGGCAAAACGGCAGUUGUCAAAUCCAUGGAGCUGCUGGCGCUGGAGGGCAAGAUAAAGGAGAAGACAUAUGGCAAGCAGAAGAUUUAUUUUGCAGACCAGGCUCAGUUCAGUGACAUUAAUGAUGCAGACCUGAAGGCCAUGGACUGUCAGAUAUCAGAGCUCAGUGCCGAGGUGCAGUCCCUUACCCAGAGCUGCAAACAGCUAGAUGCAGAGCUGAAGGAGCUCAACAGCUCCCUGACAACAGAGGAAAUGAUAUCAGAGAUACAAGAGCUGAAAGCGGAGUGUUCUGGGUACAGAGAACGUCUGGAGAAGAUCAAGUCGGCCACAAAUCACGUCACACCAGAAGAGAAAGAGAAGGUUUACAAAGAGCGGACUAUAUACGUGAAGGAGUGGAAAAAAAGGAAGAGAUUGGCUUCAGACAUGAUAAAUUCAAUCCUGGAAGGGUAUCCUAAGAGCAAAAAGGAGUUCCUGGAUGAAGUCGGAGUGGAGACUGAUGAGGACUGUAAGGUGGUUGUUCCAAGUACUUGAAAGAACAAGAAAACACUUGUUCAUCCACUUCAUCAAUGUAAGCCUGUGCAGUGCUUAGCUAAGAAUAUGGAUUAUACAUCGGGCGGUCUGAGCCACAGCACAAUCUUUAUUUAUUUAUAGCCUUUCUUUUUAACAAAUAGUACAUCUUUAAUAAAAAGUUGAUUGGAUACACAACUUUUGUAAUGCAAAGUAUAUUUAUACAAAAACAGCUGUCAUUUGCGAGACACUAACACUAUGUCACACCAUUAGACAGCAGUGAGGGACGCUUAUCACCUCAUAGGCAACAUUGGUUUAUUUUUUUUUCCCCUUUUUAUAAAGCCAUAAAAAAACAAUCCUGAGCCUAUGCUGAAAAUGUCAACAGAUUAUUCAUUAUAGCUUUGAGAACUGUACAUUUUUUGUUGUUCUUAUUACAUGUUCAAGUCCAUCUUGCUGACAUUUUUUUUUUUUACAUAAAAGAGCCAAAAUGUAUAAAGCAUUGACAGUUAUUCAUGA
This is a messenger RNA of Dicentrarchus labrax (European seabass), 1205 nucleotides long. It is a transcript of the gene psmc3ip, whose product is annotated as PSMC3 interacting protein. The record is from RefSeq and is a predicted model, not a curated record. The coding region runs from base 75 to 713 and encodes 212 amino acids. The transcript is spliced from 8 exons. Gene Ontology annotation, molecular function: recombinase activator activity; double-stranded DNA binding. Gene Ontology annotation, cellular component: condensed nuclear chromosome; DNA recombinase auxiliary factor complex. Gene Ontology annotation, biological process: meiotic joint molecule formation; meiotic strand invasion involved in reciprocal meiotic recombination; homologous chromosome pairing at meiosis. Lineage: Eukaryota; Metazoa; Chordata; Actinopteri; Moronidae.